AUGGAUGAAUGUGUCGAACACGUAGUCUGCGAGCUGUUGGCUCGUCGUGAUACCCUAGACAACUCGCGACGGCUCUUAGUCGGACUUGCAGGUAUCCCCGGCUCUGGCAAGUCUACGUUGGCGUUGCGCAUCGUUCAAGCUAUAGAACAACAGCGAAGUGGCUGUUGCAUAUGUGUCGGCAUGGAUGGCUGGCACUACCCACGCGCUGUGCUGGAUACCUUUGAGGAUCCUGCGGAGGCGCAUCAUCGCCGUGGUGCUGCCUUUACCUUUGAUGCAGACGGCUUCGUUGCUUUUGCGAAGCGGCUUCGUAAUGACCAAAACACCACGAUCAAAGCGCCUUCAUUCUCCCAUGAGCUCAAAGAUCCUGUGCCUGACGGUAUUACGAUCUUGCCUACCCAUUCCAUCGUCCUGGUCGAGGGCCUGUAUUGUUGCUUAGACGUGGCGCCAUGGCGCGAGGCUGCUGCAUGCUGGGACCUGCGCUAUAUACUUCAAGUGCCUCGCAACGUUGCGCGCAGUCGAGUCAUUCUCCGGCAUGUCCUAGCUGGGAUCUGCGCCAAUGAGGAGAGUGCAACUCAUCAAGGUACGUAUGGCAACAUAGUUUUGACAUUACCAGCGGAUACCAAUGAUGUUCUCAAUGGCGACUGGAUUUUGGCACACUUGUAUCAGCCAAGCACUCCUAUUACAAUCACAUAG
Molecule: messenger RNA, 693 nt
Organism: Malassezia pachydermatis
Lineage: Eukaryota; Fungi; Basidiomycota; Malasseziomycetes; Malasseziales; Malasseziaceae
Product: p-loop containing nucleoside triphosphate hydrolase protein
Exons: 3
Coding region: 1-693 (230 amino acids)
Cellular component (GO): cytoplasm
Molecular function (GO): ATP binding; kinase activity
Source: RefSeq, a predicted model, not a curated record